Messenger RNA from Racocetra fulgida, 223 nucleotides. NCBI's taxonomy places the organism in Eukaryota, Fungi, Glomeromycota, Glomeromycetes, Diversisporales, Gigasporaceae. The record is from the annotation of a GenBank genome assembly.
AAGUUGGAUAAAAGAAGUACAAACCAGUGAUUAUGACGACAUUGAUAGUAAUGUUGAAAGUGACUAUGAAGAUGAUGCAGAUGAUAUGAUGGCAGUGAGAAGGAUCGAAGUGGAAGAUCUAGGUGUAAAAAAUAAUAAAGGAAAAGUGAAGUUGCAUGAAAUAGAACCCAUAGAAUAUGAGGAUUUGGAUGGGUUAGCAUUUAGUAAUUGGGUUAAUUAUUAG